AUGGGUCUCAUCAAAACAGCUAUGAUGACAGGUGGAGGCAUCUAUGCAGUCAACAAAAUUGCCAAAACAGCCGAGACGCAUCACAGCAACCCUCAGUAUCGCGAACAGCCCCACAAUCCAGAACGAAAUCACACUCCCCCGCAAUACCAAACAUCCGCCCAAGCCCGUGGGGUCGAAGGCAGCGGAUCUAGAGGAAAUGCGCCGCCUGGGUACUGGUACUCAGCCGAACACGAUGCCUAUUAUCCAAUACCACGCGCUUCCCAAGGCGACAAAAGCAAUGAUGCAGACUUUUCGUCGCAGCGCGGGUACCGAGAUCAAGGGACAAUCAACGAGCAGUCGGUCACUCCUCCUCCAUAUGCCUCGCGACGCAGCGAGCGGCCUCAAGGAGAGUCGUCAACUUCCUCUCGAGGUGACUUGGCUGGACAGGCGAUAGACUUCAUCAUGGGCGCCACGGAUGGGAAGAAGCGAAACAGUGGAGAAGGCUUUGGGAAGAGGUUCGGGUGA
Letharia columbiana is the source of this 504-nucleotide messenger RNA. RefSeq lists its product as uncharacterized. NCBI's taxonomy places the organism in Eukaryota, Fungi, Ascomycota, Lecanoromycetes, Lecanorales, Parmeliaceae. The coding region runs from base 1 to 504 and encodes 167 amino acids. The record is from RefSeq and is a predicted model, not a curated record. The transcript is spliced from 2 exons.